Lathyrus sativus (Indian pea) is the source of this 1980-nucleotide messenger RNA. Lineage: Eukaryota; Viridiplantae; Streptophyta; Magnoliopsida; Fabales; Fabaceae. The record is from the annotation of a GenBank genome assembly.
AUGGCAAUGCCAAUGGGAAAUGCAGUAACACCGGAGAUUAAGCAUUUUCCGGCAGUGGUUACCGGCGGGGAGAUGCAGUACAGGCCACAACAGUGGUUUGUUGAUGAGAGGGACGGGUUUAUGAAUUGGCUUCGCAGCGAAUUUGCAGCUGCGAAUGCUAUUAUAGAUUCUCUUGUUCAACAUUUGCGUGUUGUUGGUGAGGUUGGUGAGUAUGAUUUUGUUGUUGGUGCAAUUGAGCAGAGGAGAGUUAAUUGGACUCAGGUGCUUCUUAUGCAGCAGUACUAUUCGGUUUCUGAGGUUGGGUAUGCUUUACAGCAGGUGGCGUGGAGGAGGCAGCAGAGGCCGGUCAAGCCGGUUGUUAAGGAGUUUAGGAAAGUUAGGCAAUGGCAGAGAUUUGAGGCUGCCAAUGGUAAGGAAGGUAGUAAUUCUAGUGUAGAAUCUCGCCGUUGGGAAGCGAAUUCUGUAGUAAAAGGGUCUCAAGUAGUUGAUAAGAGUGAAGAACUUAAAUCUGGUGGCAAGGUUGGAACUAAGGAUGAUAAGAGUUCCGACACUGCUGAGGAGAAGAAAGAUACUGUAAUAAAUCAUCAAUCUGAUGUCAUUUCGAAGAGCUCUGUCAAUUCUCAAGGAUCACUGUCCAGUGCAGAAUGUAAAGCUGUGGGUGUAAAUGAAGAAUGUGCAUCAAAGUCUGGAGAAAAUGAUUCACUUUCUAUGCAAAAUCAACACCAGAGCGAGAAUGGUUCUACCACAGGAAAAACUUAUAUUAGCAAUGAGAUGUUUGAUGGGAAGAUGGUUAAUGUGGUUGAAGGACUGAAAUUGUACGAAGAUUUAUUAGAUAGUAAUGAAAUUUCUAAACUUGGUUCAUUGGUCAAUGAUUUGAGGGUUGCUGGAAGAAAAGGACAAUUGCAAGGAAGUCAGACGUAUUUGUUUUCUAAAAGGCCCAUGCGAGGACAUGGAAGGGAGCUGAUUCAGCUGGGUGUUCCCGUUGCUGAUGCACCACUAGAUGUGGACAAUGUUACAGCAUCAUCCAAAGAUAAGAAUGUGGAACCUAUGCCUUCCUUGUUUCAAGAUAUCAUUGAGCGCAUGGCUGCCUCACAAGUGAUGACUUUGAAGCCUGAUGCUUGCGUUGUGGAUUUCUAUAACGAGGGUGAUCACUCGAUGCCAAACAGUUGGCCAUCUUGGUUUGGAAGGCCUGUUUAUAUGCUUUUCCUGACUGAAUGUGACAUGACUUUCGGGAGGACAAUUGUCCCAGAUCACCAUGGGGAUUAUAGGGGCAAUGUCAAGCUUUCUCUUGUACCUGGAUCCCUUCUAGUGAUGCAAGGGAAAUCAGCUGAUAUUGCCAAACAUGCUAUUCCUUCUAUUCAAAAACAACGCAUACUUGUUACUUUCACAAAGUUUCGACCAAAAAAGUCUCUGCCAAUCAAUACUCAAGGUCUUGCUUUGCCAGCAACAUCACAUUACUCAGCCAGAUCUCCAAAUCAUAUCAGUCAUCGGGCGUUAGCUCCCAAGCAUUAUUCUGCAGUUCAUGUAACCGGAGUACUGCCGGCUCCUUCCCUACAAGCACCUCCUAACAGCAUGCAGCCAUUGUUUGUGCCGGCACCAGUUGCUACUCCCAUGCAAUUUGCUACAUCCAUGCCGAUCCCUCCUGGCUCUACGGGAUGGACCACAGCUCCUCCAAGGCAUCCUCCUCCUCGAGUCCUUGUUCCCGGAACGGGAGUCUUCCUUCCUCCACCUGGCUCAGCUAAUUCAUCUCAGCACUCACAAGGUACCUUAACUGAAACCAACCUAGGUGCUGGAGCUCCAGCAUUGUCGAUAAAGGAAAAUGGGAAAUCUAAUCAUAACACUACUAAUGGUUCACCAAAAGGUAAAACGGAUGAAAAUAUUCUAAGGCAAGAAUACAAUGGAAAUGCAAGUGGAACUGAAGUCGAACAAGCUACAGAGCAAGCUAUAGAGGAAAACAAUGGAGAAACAGUUGCAAGCUAA